UUUUUUUUGCAUAUCAUUCACAAAGGGUUAUAAUUAAGCAUUUAAUUACAAGAUAAGAUUUCCAGAUAAAAAUUUGUUCUGUACAUGAAGAUGAGACGCCUUGCGUCGCUGCCACCUUACUUCCUACCAGUGCUACUCGCCGCUACGCUGGUCACCGCAGCGUUCGCUGACGCUGCUCGAGAAGAUUCAUCGGGGAGUUCAGUAUUGUCGCCCCGCACGGUAUCGCCGGACGACGCGCGCCUCAUCGCGGCCAUCAGCACGUGGACGCAGCUGAGUUUCGUCACGUCCAUCACGACGGUGCCUCUGACGUGCAACAGAGCUGUUCAGGGUACCGUGGCGUGCAAGAAAAGACGCAGAUAUGGAGGCAGGAAAUUCAGCCUCAUUCCUAAUUUCAAUGACGAAAGCUCCGUGCCGGCAGUGGACGGUUCAAUCAACGAGGGCUCUUCAGUCGCAAGACCGGACUACUUAGUAACUGAUUUAGACGGCAAAAAUGACGAAGAAAGAUCAGGGCGACUCGCCCUGACUGUAUGGCGAUCAUUCACCUCCACCUACACGAUGAUCAUGACCUCCACCAACAAUGCAGUGACUUUCUCCGUGUCUAUCGCGUGCACGAUCCAAGGGGCGAGCUUCCCUGCUCCAUGCUAGUGAUCUCCAGAUUAACAUAUUAACUCUUUUGGCUGGCUUCGGCAAUGGUCUUUAUUUCAUGUACCAAGAAUAUAUGUUUUUUUACAAACUUGCAUCUUCAACUCUGCUAUCUGUCUCAACUGUCAUUUGUUUUUCAUAAAUUUGAAAAGUUUACAUUUCUUGGCUCAUCGCGACAAAAUUCGCAUGUUCACUUAUACAAUAGCUAUGAGUUAUUCCUGUUAUACGAUUUAUCGGGAAUUUUUUAUUCCGCCUGAAUGACCUUAUCCAUACGCUGCCAAACUUGUUUUAGAAUAAUUUUUCAUCAAGAUGUAUUCAUUGUUUUGUAGGUUAGUCGAUAAGGGUCAAAAUACACUAUUUCAGUAUAACGGC
Messenger RNA from Hyalella azteca, 1014 nucleotides. RefSeq lists its product as uncharacterized. Lineage: Eukaryota; Metazoa; Arthropoda; Malacostraca; Amphipoda; Hyalellidae. The coding region runs from base 85 to 645 and encodes 186 amino acids. The transcript is spliced from 3 exons. The record is from RefSeq and is a predicted model, not a curated record.